Molecule: messenger RNA, 786 nt
Organism: Lycium ferocissimum
Lineage: Eukaryota; Viridiplantae; Streptophyta; Magnoliopsida; Solanales; Solanaceae
Exons: 1
Coding region: 1-786 (261 amino acids)
Source: RefSeq, a predicted model, not a curated record
AUGCUAGAUUUGUCAAAUCAUGAUCAAUCAAUUCAAGUUGUUCUUGAAAAGCAUUCCGAGAAGGAAAAAAGUGAUUAUAGAAUGCGUUUGGAAGCCUCAAUUGAUGUGGCAAGACUUCUUUUGCAUCAUGGGUUGCCUUUUCGAGGUCAUGACGAAAGUGAAUCUUCAACAAAUCAAGGCUUCUUUCUAGGAUUUUUACGAUGGCACGGGGACAAACAUCCGGAUGUGGGAAAAGUGAUACUAGAAAAUGCUCCACAAAAUGAUACUUUGACUUGUCCUAUGAUCCAAAAAGACAUUGUCAAUGCUUGUGCAAAAGAAACGGUGAAAGCUAUAAUUGGAGACUUGAAUGGAGAUUACUUUGGUAUAUUAGUGGAUGAGUCCAAAGAUAUCUCACACAAAGAACAAAUGGCUCUCGUGUUGCGGUAUGUUGAUAAGAAUGGUGAGGUGGUAGAACGAUUUAUCGGUCUAGUCCAUGUUAGUGAUACAUCGGCAUGCUCAUUAAAGAAAGAAAUCUACUCUUUGCUUUCCAAUCACUCACUAAGUCCAUCUAAAAUACGUGGACAAGGUUAUGACGGAGCUAGUAAUAUGAGAGGAGAGAUAAAUGGUCUCAAAACUUUGAUUAUGAAAGAUAGUCCAUCGGCAUAUUACAUUCAUUGUUUUGCUCAUCAAUUGCAAUUAACACUUGUAGCUAUUGCUAAAAAACAUGGGGAUGUUGAAGACUUCUUUGAUCAUGUUACUAAUGUGUUGAAUGUUGUUGGAGGAUCUUUUUUAAGCGUAGAGAUUUAA